CUACUUACCUUCAUCUACUCUACGUACCUUCAUCACUCAUAAUGAAGCUCGCUAUUCUAGACGACUACCAGGGCAUCGCCCCCUCCCACUUCUCGCACCUCGACCGUAUUACCAUCACCUCCUUCCCCUCCACCCUCAACCCCUCCAUCCCCGCCGAACAAGACAAGCUAAUCGAACGCCUGCUCCCCUUCGACAUCAUCCUCGCCAUGCGCGAACGCACCCCCUUCUCCAGAGAAACCCUCUCCCGCCUGCCGAACCUCAAGCUCCUGCUCACAACCGGCACCCGCAACCGCGCCCUCGACUCCGCCUACUGCGCCGAACGCGGCAUCCCGGUCGCAGGCACAGAAACACGCCCGCCCGGCGUGAACUCCACCGUGCAGCACACCUGGGCGCUAAUUCUUGCCCUCGCGCGCCAUGUGGCCCGCGAUGACGCAGCGGUUAAAAGGGGCGGGUGGCAGGGAUCGCUGGGGACGACGCUGGGAGGGAAGACGCUGGGGCUGGUGGGGUUGGGCAAGCUGGGGGCGGCGGUGGGACGGAUUGCGAUCGUGGCGUUUGGGAUGGAGGUGAUUGCGUGGUCGGCCAACCUCACGCAGGAGAGUGCGGAUGAGCGGGCUGAGGCAUUGGGACUGGAGAAAGGGAGCUUUACUGUUGUCGAGAAACGGGAGUUUUUCGGGCGGGCGGAUGUGGUGAGUCUGCAUUAUGUGCUGUCGCAGCGGAGUCGCGGGGUGGUGGGGAGGGACGAGUUGGCGGCCAUGAAGAGGGACGCUCUGCUGGUGAAUACGAGCAGGGGCGGAUUGGUCGAUGAAGAGGCCCUGCUGGAGGUGCUAAACAACGGGGGGAUUCAGGGCGCGGCGCUGGACGUGUUUGAGCCGGAGCCGCUGCCGGUGGACAGUCCGUGGCGCACGACGCCGUGGGGGCACGACGGGCGCAGUGAAGUUAUCCUGACGCCGCACAUGGGAUACGGCGACGAGCAGAUCCACGGCUGGUACGACGAGGUUGCGGCCAAUGUGGAGCGAUGGCUGAAUGGGGAGGGCCUGCAUUGUUUACUGUAGCUGUCUAUUAACUGUCAAUAACUGCAUGUGGAAGAAGUGAUGCCUCGGAUAGAAGGAUCCACCAUCGGAGCACUGAGGAAUGCGGUAUACACUUCCGUUUGCGUUCCUCGGUAUCUUUAACUUAAUCUCUCUUAAUCUCUCUUAAACUCGUCAUUCCCUUCUCUCAUUCCAGUCCCCCAUCCCCCCCUCCAUUCCCCCCUCCAUCCAUUCCUGUCGGUCAAUCCGCUGUUGUCGCCAUGCCCAUCGCAGUACAGCCCACCGAGCCGCCAACAACGGCAUCAACAGCUCCAUCACCACCAACCCACCCCGGUCUCCUCCGCGUCGUCCGCAGCCCCAAAGCCUUUGCCAGUGGCGCCAUCUCCGAAGUCUCUCUCCCCGCCGGCGCCGUCUUCGCCAAAAUCACCACCGCCACCCCCGGGAAAAAGGCC
Aspergillus versicolor CBS 583.65 is the source of this 1480-nucleotide messenger RNA. RefSeq names its product D-2-hydroxyacid dehydrogenase family protein. Gene Ontology annotation, molecular function: oxidoreductase activity, acting on the CH-OH group of donors, NAD or NADP as acceptor; NAD binding. The transcript has a single exon. Lineage: Eukaryota; Fungi; Ascomycota; Eurotiomycetes; Eurotiales; Aspergillaceae. Bases 42 to 1052 code for a protein of 336 amino acids. The record is from RefSeq and is a predicted model, not a curated record.